UGACAGUCAGCUGAUUGGCAUAAUCAAUAAUCAAUACAAAAAUGUCUGCCAAUGUUAUUUAGGUUUGUGUUUUCCUUGUGAAUCUAAUGCUAUGUAUAAUGAUUAAGUGAAACACACGUGUUAUCAAUUAGAAUAUGGUAAUAUCAGGAACACAUCAUGUAGAACUUUGUUAGUUAUGCGUUAUGCGGACAGUGAAAUUACAAAAAAAAUUGUGAACGAAGUAUUUUUAGAACAUUUCUGAAAGUUUAGGCACAUUUCAUUUUAACGCGUACAAAGGAAUUUCGGUAGCUAAUUGGGCAGGUAGAGUAUUUCUAAUCACUCUUACAAUUUUGCCGAAAGUCAAAAGUUUCCGUGUAGAAGUACUUGCUGAAUACAAGUACAUACAAAGAGAACGUCGUCCAUUCAAUCUAUUUGACUUUAUUUUGUGCUUGAGUUAACUGAAACAUGGAUUCUGUAGGCGAAUAUGAGUAUGCUCCCAAAGAUAUUUUAGGACAUGGAGCUUUUGCAGUUGUUUUUAAAGGACGCAGUAAAAAAGAUACGAAUUUUACGGUGGCUAUUAAAAGCAUAGCAAAGAAGAAUUUGAUCAAAUCGCAGAAUCUACUUGGAAAGGAAAUCAAAAUAUUGAAGGAGCUGACUGAACUACACCAUGAACACGUUGUAGCUCUACUUGACUGCAAAGAAACAACGAAUCAUGUAUUUUUGGUUAUGGAGUAUUGCAAUGGUGGUGAUUUGGCAGACUAUCUAAGUGCCAAGGGCAGCUUAAGUGAAGAUACAAUAAGACUAUUCUUGAACCAAUUAGCUGGAGCGAUGCAAGCUCUUCAUGCUAAAGGCAUCGUGCACAGGGACUUGAAACCGCAGAAUAUUCUUCUAUCGCACACUGGAACCAAACUUCAUCCACAACCAUCAGAAAUCAAACUAAAAAUAGCUGACUUUGGAUUUGCACGAUUUCUUCAGGAUGGUGUCAUGGCAGCAACUUUAUGCGGUAGCCCUAUGUAUAUGGCCCCAGAAGUGAUAAUGUCUCUACAGUAUGAUGCCAAGGCAGAUUUGUGGAGUUUGGGAACAAUCGUGUUUCAGUGCCUCACUGGUAAAGCUCCAUUCCAAGCUAGAACGCCUCAGGAGUUGCGGAGUAUUUACGAAAAGAACUUAAAUUUAUCACCAACGUUUCCACCAAGUACCUCGCCGGAACUAGUUGAACUUCUUAUGGGGCUACUGAAAAGAAAUCCGAAGGAGCGCAUGAACUUUGAAUUGUUUUUUAAUCACAAAUUUUUGCAACGAGAUGUACCCGCUAGUCCACCAAUUCAAGCAGAUACUAUCUACGGUUCUCCAUUAGGUAGAAUGCUGUUGAAACAACCAUCCACCCCAGUUAGAAUUGCAACACCUCCUAGAUCACAACCAGAAUCUCCGCGUUCUGCAAGGACAGCACUCAGCUCGAGUCCUGAAGAGGAUUAUGUUAUAGUGUCUCAAACCCUUCAUUCAACUGGAUCCAACCCCUCCAUUGAUAUGAGCCUGGAAACAGAGAAAGAGAAACCUACCAACAUAAAGCUGCCGAUGCGCAUUUCGCCUGCAGAACCUUUGACUCGUGAUUCGCGCCCUAUGUUGAACAGUCCUUCGCGGCCUAACUUCUUACCCAUCUCGGAGCCAAUUCCAGUUCCGAGCCAACGAGCGGCCUUUGAACGAAUGUACAGUCAACGAGCAUCCAGCAAGGCCGGUGAAGAACCGCAACCUGCAGAGUCUCCAAUUGAAUCACCAGAGAACAACGUCUCGGUACCUCGUUCGCAACCUAUAACGAUGAAGAGGAUUCCAGAUAGGCAGCUCAGUAAUGACAUUGAUAUUACUUCUUUAUCACCACCUUCAGUUCAAUUUGUGAUUGGUACGCCUCCGGGAGGCGGCAGGCGACGUUCCACUUCCAGUUCCCUGUGCGAAACACCACCUCCACCAAGCAUAUGGACGGUUAGUCCGACUAGUAACAAGAACAUGCCUUUUAAUUCCCCACGGAGGACGGGAACAUCUCCUCCAGUAUUAACUGGGCCACUUGCCAGAGUACCAAUUUUGAGCAGCCCAAAUAUCAAUGAAAAUAACAAUUUAGGUCGCUCACCAGUGAUCCCAUUUUGCACACGAGCUGUAACUCUUCCAGAAAUAUCUGAAAUGGGCAACUAUCACCACUUCUUUCAAGACACCGAAACAGUGGCAAGUAAUAGCGACAUGCAACCAAUUUCAUUCUCCCCGGAAUUACCCGAAGAAACAUUAUUGGGUAAAGAGCACACCGAAACGCUGGCAAAAAUCAACUUUGUUCUGGCGCUGAGCACUUGUAUAAUUGAUCUGGCUUCCCAAAGAGCGACACCAAUCAACGCCUUGGUAAAUAGAAGCUCAAGCAGUACAACUCUUCCCACUACGGAAGUAGAACGCCGUACUGAGCAAAUGGUAUUGUUGGUAAGGGCACUUCAGCUGUUGAGCAGCGGAUUGGCAUUAGCUACCAAGCAGCUGAAAAAUGGACAGCUGAGGCCCAGUACUGCAGUGAAAAACGUGGUAUCAACACUUAAUACAAAGUUUCGUUCCACUCUCAUGGACUGCAAGCAAUUGAACAAUUCUGGUUUAUUGAACAAGAUUGGAACUACUGACAUCACUGCUGACAAGAUAAUCUACAAUCAUGCCAUACAAAUGUGCCAGACAGCAGCCUUAGACGAACUAUUCGGAAAUCCAGAGCAGUGCUUCCAAAGAUAUCAAACUGCGCAAAUUUUGCUUCAUAGUCUUUCACAGCAGGUUCAAAACCUUCAAGAUAGAAUACUCUUAACGAAAUAUAAAGAUGCAGUGGAGAAACGAUUAUACGUACUUCAGCAGCAAGGUUACAUAUUUGCAACCGAUCUGCAAUAAAAUAUAACUACUGAGCGAACAGCUACUCGAAGGCAGUUCGCUUUAGUAUUUUUCUCCUUUGCUUUAAUAUUUUCAGCUACUAAGCUGGCAUUUCGAUAUUUAAAUGAUAAUUCUAACAAAAACUAAUUUGUUGGUAAGUACCUGGCCAUCUGCUGCAAUUCAGCACUCAAAUAGUGAGACGUAAACAUUUCAUAUUAUCCGAACAGGACAAGUUGAGUUUGUUUGGAAAAUUAUUUUAUUGUUAGCAAGAAAUGAGUUUCAUUAGGCGUAUUUUCAGUAUCAAUUUUGGAGGCAAAUAAAGUACAGGUAAAAGAAAAUAAAAAUUAUGGUUGUGUGCGAACUGCUGUAAAUAAGGCUUCCAAGGAGAGACAACUCCAGUGCUUAAUGGCAGUGCUUCUUUCUACACGAGUUCUUAGUUUCGAUGUAGCAAAUGUACCUAUUCUAUUGUAAAUUGUAAAGUGUUUACACAUGCUACCUUAUUAAAAGCACAAUGAAGAGUUUUAGGCGACAUACUUACCUUAAUGCAUACAGAAGUGAGAGGUUUAUUGUCAUUGUUUAGCUGCAAGUAAAAUUCCUGGAAACUGUGAUGGAAAUGUGCAAUGCUGUUUUAAAUUUGAAAUUGGCUUAUAAAAAUUUAUAUCCUGAAAAUUAUUUCGUGCUAGACAUUUUAACAAAUUGACAUCAAAUUGUCCCUAUCAAGUUUUACGAGAGAAUCUACACACACACUUCCAUUUAUUCAUAAACAAAAACUAUUAAAUUAAAUUCAUUUUUAAAACUGGUAGCCAGAGCCAAUAUAGCUUAAUUUGAAGUUAAUUUUAAAUGCCGCCAUAAUUAGCAAACAAGUUAAAGUCCAAAUCUAUGCAAAUUUUUACAUUGAAAAUUGCCGACCACGAUAUUGGACGGAUUUUUUGAGCAGUGUUCAUUCGUUUGGGACAUUUUCAUGCAUAUCAUAACAUGCUCUCUGCUCUCUUAAUUUUAAUUGCUGUUAUCCGAUGCACAUAUCAUAGUUUGAUGAGAAAACCGUAUUUGGAAUGGAAAAUGGAAAUAUUUUUACAAAUGUAUUUCAGUGACUGUUAAUAAAAUAAUUCCGCUCGAAUGUAUACCAAAUUGAGCUCGAUACAGUAUUUAAGCUUUUUUUUAAUAUUCGGUUUAUUUUGCUCCAGUUUUCCUACACUAGUCGCUUCAAACUGAUGGCUUUGUUUAGUAGGUUUUUUAGUUUUUUUACUCUCCGUCUAUUUUAAUCAUUUUGGUUUGGUUGUACAGGGCAAUUUGUUUGUACGUUUGAAGCUUCAUAGCCGUUAUCUGACUUAACAACAUUAGUAUGCAUUAGGGUCUGAUUUGUCAUAUUAAUCUUUAACUUAACGGGUUUAGUAGUAUGUUCGUAAAAUGUUUAUAUGUAAUUAACACAAACUUAUUAUGACAUCAUUAUUGCACGAAUUAAUACUGAGGUGAGCAAAAUGUAAGUAAAUCAUGUUAUGUAAAGUAUAUUUUGCAGCAAUUAUUUUGAUAAUUUGCGGGGUAAUGCAAAUAUUUACUCUAGGGAUUUUGCAGGCGAAACGCAGAUAAUAUUUACCGUGCAUUGGUAGGUGAACAUCCCAAAACACCCUGUUUGUAUAUAACCUACUUAUAUGUCAUAUUAUAUAUCUAAAUUGCAAUUUCGGUUUAAUUGAAAGGAGUAACUUGGGUGCCAACAUUAACUCUUCUUUGUUGGGUAAUUUACCAAUUAAAGUAUAAAAAAUUAAUUGGUUUACGUUAAUAACAGAUUUGUCUUCAGCUUGAUGUCUAGAAACGAAAACUAAAAACGUUUGGUUAAAAAAAAACUUAUACUCAAGCUCUUAGCCAUCACAAAUAAACAUCUACGUUGGCUUCAAUCUUAAAAAUCUAAUUCUCAUUUAGUUUUUUUUAAUGCUCAAUAAAUGUGGUUAACUAUAUUUCAGUGGAACGUUUUUAUUGGUUCCAGUACUUCAUAACAAAACUGACUAUUUUGCAGUUUAUUAAUUAAUUAUUUGGUAAAAUGCGUUUAGGUAUAGUCUACAUAUACAGUAUAAACUACGUAUAUUUUGUCGUAUUAUCCUUAAUUGUUUACUUUAUAGUGAUAUUUUUCAUAAUAGCAUAAGUAAAGUUAAUUAUCAGUUCUGUAAAGUUCAUACCUAUAUUAUAAAAAAAUAAUUAAAAAAAUAUAAAAGUGAACGUUUUCGUUGUUUUUAUCAGUUAUAGUGGAGAUGAUAACACUUCGUGCAGGAUUAUUAACUUCAUGAAAUAAUUAAGCACUCAGUUAUUUUUUUAAAUUUUUUAUUGCUGCAUGUAUUCUAAUAUAAUGGGUAAAACCUUUUCGUUGCAGGGUCGACAUAUCCUUAUUGAGGUACUUAUUGAGGUG
Molecule: messenger RNA, 5248 nt
Organism: Dendroctonus ponderosae (mountain pine beetle)
Lineage: Eukaryota; Metazoa; Arthropoda; Insecta; Coleoptera; Curculionidae
Gene: Atg1
Product: serine/threonine-protein kinase ULK2
Exons: 19
Coding region: 445-2871 (808 amino acids)
Biological process (GO): autophagy; axon extension; peptidyl-serine phosphorylation
Cellular component (GO): autophagosome; cytoplasm
Molecular function (GO): protein serine/threonine kinase activity; ATP binding
Source: RefSeq, a predicted model, not a curated record